AGAAUGACUGGUCGCGGUAAGGGUGGUAAAGGCCUGGGAAAGGGAGGAGCCAAGCGCCAUCGUAAGGUUCUUCGUGACAACAUCCAGGGUAUUACCAAACCCGCCAUUCGCCGUCUUGCCCGUCGUGGUGGUGUCAAGCGCAUUUCAGGCCUCAUCUACGAGGAGACUCGUGGUGUUCUGAAAGUGUUCCUUGAAAACGUUAUCCGUGAUGCCGUGACUUACACCGAGCAUGCCAAGAGGAAAACCGUCACCGCUAUGGACGUGGUCUAUGCCCUUAAGAGGCAAGGCCGUACUCUUUACGGUUUCGGUGGUUAA
This is a messenger RNA of Copidosoma floridanum, 315 nucleotides long. RefSeq names its product histone H4. NCBI's taxonomy places the organism in Eukaryota, Metazoa, Arthropoda, Insecta, Hymenoptera, Encyrtidae. Gene Ontology annotation, molecular function: protein heterodimerization activity; structural constituent of chromatin; DNA binding. Gene Ontology annotation, cellular component: nucleosome. The record is from RefSeq and is a predicted model, not a curated record.